AAAUAAAAUGUUGUUCCAUUCCAUACUGUCCAAUUUAAUAAUUGAAAGAAUCCAUUGAAUGACGUUCUGAGACCUUGGAGUGUUGUUAUCGGGAAGUGCAUUAGUGUAUUUGCCGAAAAAAUGUCCACGGAGAACGAAGAAACUGUAGAUAUUAAUGGUGCGGCGAACUCAGAGCCGAGCAAAGAAAAACGCAUCGGCUGCGCUCAUUACAAACGUCGUGCAAAGUUCGUGACACCAUGCUGCAACAAGGUGUAUGUUUGCCGGUACUGCCAUGAUGAGAACGAGCAGCACUACUUCAACAGAAAGUCUGUCACAGAGCUGAUAUGCACAGAAUGUGAUAAAAGACAGAAGGUGCAGGAAGAAUGUGAGAACUGCGGUGUGCGGUUUGGAAAGUACACAUGCCUGAUCUGCAACCUGUUCGACGAUGACGACAAGCGGCAGUACCACUGCGAGGGCUGCGGCAUCUGCCGAGUGGGGGGGCGCGACCGGUUCUUCCACUGCGAGCGGUGCAACAUGUGCUUACCUGUGCAACUGCAGCAAGUCGGACAUAGGUGCGUGGAAAACGUGUCCCGGUCGAACUGCCCCGUGUGCCUGGAGGACAUCCACACGUCCCGCAUCCCGUGCCACAUCCCGGACUGCGGGCACCUGCUGCACCGACCUUGCUUCGAGCAACUUCUGCACUCCGGACAUUACGCCUGCCCCACCUGCCAGACUAGCAUGAUCGAUAUGACUAAUUUAUGGAGCUAUUUGGACUCGGAAGUGGCAGCUACGCCGAUGCCGCCUGAAUACGCGGACUACAAGGCAACUAUUCUAUGCAAGGAUUGUCAUAAGCUAUCGACGGUCAAGUUCCACGUGGUGGGGCUCAAAUGCCAGCACUGUGGCGCCUACAACACGUGCCAGACCAACGGGUUCCAUAAGGACUCAAAUAGCACGCCAGCCGGCGACUCGUCGACUGCGACAUCAACGUCGACUAGUCGCAGCGGAUCGUCGUCCGCGACAUUCCCAGAAACGCGCGAAGAAACGCAGAACGAUGAACUGCCCCGCGCCAACCCAAUGGACGAGCCGCCGCAAGCUUGACACAUCAUGUAGGCUCUUGCGACGCGACUCAUCGCAACCAUCGCGAUUGUCGCACGACAAAUCGCAUCUUUUAUAAGGUGAUGUUGAUUAUUGUGUUUAUUUUACAAUCUGUGUAGAUUGUCGUGUCGAUCGUCCAAAAGUCGAAAGCAAUUUGACAUAUCUUGUGAAUUAUAUUUAUUUAAUUUUAUCGUCUAGUAACAUAUGGUUUUUUAGGAAUUAUUUCGUCUGGCAAUACCUAUAAUUAUUAACAUUCUGUGAAUAUUUGUAGCAUCUAGCUAAUUGAGGUUUUUUAUUGUAAUAUGAGAAAUAAAUGAAGCGUUGUAUCACUAACUAAAUAAAUAUUUGGCUAUUAUAAUUGUAAUAAUAUAAAACAGUAAUUUUUUUGAAGUAGGUCUGGCAACACUAGUGUUUGAUCCGACCUAGCUCAUAAGUUGCUCAUAGUUGUAAUAUAAUUAUAAAUCUGUCCAAUAUAUUAAGCGUUUGUUCUUCUACAGCCAACUCACCAAAGUACCGGAAACUGUUUUUUAAUUGAUUUUCAACUCUAUUUCUAAGUAAUUAGGUUUGCUUAUUCGUUAGUCUGAUGACAGCAAGUGCGAUUGCCGUUUAAAGAUUUUU
Molecule: messenger RNA, 1692 nt
Organism: Spodoptera exigua (beet armyworm)
Lineage: Eukaryota; Metazoa; Arthropoda; Insecta; Lepidoptera; Noctuidae
Source: the annotation of a GenBank genome assembly